Messenger RNA from Kalmanozyma brasiliensis GHG001, 1335 nucleotides. Its product is annotated as Protein kinase domain protein. Gene Ontology annotation, molecular function: ATP binding; MAP kinase activity. The transcript has a single exon. NCBI's taxonomy places the organism in Eukaryota, Fungi, Basidiomycota, Ustilaginomycetes, Ustilaginales. Gene Ontology annotation, biological process: protein phosphorylation; intracellular signal transduction. The record is from RefSeq and is a predicted model, not a curated record. Gene Ontology annotation, cellular component: cytoplasm; nucleus. The coding region runs from base 1 to 1335 and encodes 444 amino acids.
AUGUCGGCAAACCAGGCCAACCCACAACGUACGCCGUACAACGUACUCAACCAGACCUUCCUCAUCGACAAUGCCUACGAGAUCACCAAGGACCUCGGCCAGGGCGCCUACGGCUGCGUCGCAGCGGCCACCCACAAGGGCACCGGCGAAUCCGUCGCCAUCAAAAAGAUCACCAACGUCUUCACCAAAAAGAUCCUCACCAAGCGUGCCCUGCGCGAGAUCAAGCUCCUCCGUCAUUUCCGCGGGCACAAGAACAUCACCUGCCUCUACGACAUGGACAUUAUCGACCCGGCUGGCUUCAACGAGGUGUAUCUCUACGAGGAACUGAUGGAGGCGGACCUGCAUGCCAUCAUUCGUUCCGGUCAGCCGCUGUCCGAUGCGCACUUCCAGUCGUUCAUCUACCAGACCCUGUGCGGGCUCAAGUACAUCCAUUCGGCUAGCGUGCUGCAUCGCGAUCUCAAGCCGGGCAACCUUCUGGUGAAUGCCGACUGUGAGCUCAAGAUCUGCGACUUUGGUCUGGCCAGAGGGUUCGAGACGGACCCGGAACUGGCCAAGCAGGCAGGAGCGGGCUUUAUGACCGAGUAUGUGGCAACCCGAUGGUACAGGGCACCGGAGAUCAUGCUCAGUUUCCAAAACUACACCACGGCCAUCGACAUAUGGUCGGUCGGGUGCAUCCUCGCGGAGCUCCUCGGUGGACGACCCAUCUUCAAAGGUCGCGAUUACGUCGACCAGCUCAACCAGAUCCUGCACUACCUCGGUACGCCUUCCGAAGAAACCCUUCGACGGGUCGGCUCCCCCCGUGCGCAGGACUACAUCCGCUCGCUACCCUUUCAACCACGAAUCCCAUUCCAGCGCCUGUACCCACAAGCCAACCCGCUCGCCCUCGACCUGCUCGAGAGGAUGCUCGAGUUCGACCCCGCCAAACGCAUCUCGUGCGAGGAGGCACUGCAACACCCCUACCUCGCCGUGUGGCACGAUCCGGCCGACGAACCCAUCUGCCCGCGCAAGUUCGAUUUCGGCUUCGAGAGCGUCGACGAGGUCGAAGGGAUGAAGACGUUGAUUCUGGAUGAGGUGCGCAGCUUCCGGACCGAAGUGCGAAGGCAAGCGAGGUUGAUGCAGCAACCCAAGAGACAGGAGAGUCUGCCCAUCCCGAGCAGGGAGGAGAUCCAGAAGAGCAGUCCGACGGAUGCGGAUGGGCCCGGGUACUCGGUACUGGGUGCGAGUGCGGGCAUCAUUCAGGGCGCGACUAAUGCUGAGCACGCAAGUGGCAUGGUGGAGGAUGUAUGUCUGGAGGACCCCGCAGAGAGCUUUGAAAGGGAAUUGACAAGGAGGUAG